AUGACACCUCCUGCGCUUUGGUUGGUAUCCUGGGGCUUGCUCCUGCUCCAAAGCCAUUUUUGUGACGCAAAAGCAAUCAAGUUACGUCAAUACGACAUACCUUCAUCACCCUCGGUUGGUCGUGAGCGCAUCAGCAUCAACACAGAUUGGCAAUUCUGGCGAUCUGAGAAGAACCCCGAUGGUGUUACCUACGACAAUCGAACAGAUACACCACAAGGCAACAUCACGUACCUGAAGCCGUGGGUGCUUCCAAAUGCCAAUGAGUUCAUAUCCGACGUAGCAAACCAUUUCGAAACUCCGUCUAGUGGUCCUACGGUACAAAUCCCGUAUGUUGACAGUAGCUUCGACGAUGGAGAUUGGGAGAACGUUAAUCUGCCUCAUGACUGGGCAAUCAAGGGCCCCUUCUAUGUCGGUGAUCCAACGCCUAUCCCUGGCAGCAUGGGUCGCUUGCCAUCGCAAGGAGUUGGCUGGUACAGAAAAAAACUGUCGAUGACUGCUCAAGAUUCUGGGAAAACCGUAUAUCUGGACAUCGAUGGUGCCAUGUCCUACGCCAUUGUGUGGCUCAAUGGUCAGCUCGUGGGCGGCUGGCCAUAUGGAUACAACUCUUUUCGUCUCGAUCUAACCCCGUACCUGCGACCUGGCGAUGACAACCAACUAGCCAUUCGCCUUGACAAUCCACUUAAAUCAUCGCGAUGGUACCCAGGUGGCGGCCUUUAUCGUAAUGUCUGGCUCACUAAGGUCAUGCCCGUCCAUGUCGCCCACUACGGCACGCAUAUUAUGACGAAAGAUGUCUCCGCAAAAUCUGCGACAGUCGAGCUUGUUGUGCAAGUCGAGAGCAAGAGUAAUGUUAGCCAGCAGAUCGAUGUCGCAACGGAUAUACACAUUUACGAUUCGAAGACGGGACAAGCGUGCGAGAAAGUCGCGGAGUUCCCAAGGACAUCUGUAGCAUUAUCUGCAGGCAAGGAGUCAUCCAGCGCUUCAGUCACCAUCGAAAACCCUCAGCUGUGGGGUCCACCCCCAUCGCAGAAACCUCAUUUGUAUGUUGCCGUCACUCGCCUACUAAGCAAUGGCAGCAACACGGUCGUUGAUACAUAUGAGACUCGGUUUGGUAUUCGUUCGUUCACAUACAGCGGUGAUCAAGGUCUGUCAGUGAACGGAGAGCGUAUUCGCAUACAAGGUGUGAACCAACAUUGUCACGACCUGGGCGCGCUCGGAUCAGCUUGGAACUAUCGUGCUGCUGAGCGUCAGCUUGAGAAAUUACAAGAGCUAGGCGUCAAUGCCAUUCGUAUGGCUCAUAACCCGCCAGCAUCUGAGCUCCUCGACUUGACUGAUCGCUUUGGAUUCGUAGUCAUGGAUGAGAUAUUUGACGUUUGGGAAAGGAAGAAGACGGACAACGACUACCAUCUCAUCUUUGCCGAUUGGCAUGAGCCUAUGUUGCGAUCUUUUCUUCGCCGCGACCGCAACCAUGCAUCAAUAUACUCCUGGAGUGUGGGUAAUGAAGUCGGCGAGCAGACUUGUUGCGGCAACAGAGGCUUCGAGAUCGGCUCAAUGCUCAACAAGAUGGUCAAAGAGGAAGAUCCAACACGGCCCGUUACAGCGUCUAUGAACACUGCUAAGCCAAACAUGACCUUUCCUGAAGCCUUCGAUCUUAUCAGCCUUAAUUACCAGGGUGAGGGUAUCCGCGACACACCGCAGUAUUCGUGGACGAACGGAACACGCACGCCACCGCAGUAUCAAGCAUUCCACGACAAAUUUCCUGAGAAAUUGAUCUCAGAGAGCGAAUCAGCGGCUGCACUAAGCUCGCGAGGAACAUACAUAUUUCCCGUCAGCCAGCUGAACAGCGCACCGGUCAACGACACUAACGGCGGCGGAAACUCGUCUCUAUUGUAUGUCAGCAGCUAUGAGCUACAUACUACUCCCUUCGGCUCUACAGCAGACAAAGUCUUCGCAGCCCAAGAUGCACACCCUUUCGUAGCUGGAGAGUUCAUAUGGUCCGGUUGGGACUACCUGGGUGAACCUGACCCCUACCAGCAAUCCCGCAGUAGCUAUUUCGGUGUUAUAGAUCUUGCUGGUUUCAAAAAGGAUCGAUACUACAUCUACCAAUCUCGCUGGCGCCCCGAUCUCAAAAUCGCACACAUCCUUCCACACUGGAAUUGGCCAGAUCGAGUCGGCCUUGUCACUCCAGUCCAUGUCUUCACGAACGGUGAUGAAGCAGAACUGUUCGUCAACGGAGCGUCACAGGGUCGCAAGAAGUUGGGAGCAACCGAGUAUCGCUUCCGUUGGGAUGAGGUCGUUUAUCAACCUGGUGAAGUCCAUGUGGUUACUUACAAGAAUGGGACUCAAUGGGCUACAUCGUCCGUACACACAACGGGUGCGGCUACGACUAUACGUCUCACAGCUGAUCACAAAGAGAUUACAGCUGACGGCGAAGACUUGUCUUUUGUUUCGUUGGAGCUUGUUGAUAAGGACGGAAACCUUGUCCGUGAUGCAAACGACCAUAUCACUUUUUCCAUCUCUGGGCCAGGAGAGAUCGUCGCUACUGACAAUGGGUUCCAAGCGGAUUGGACUCCUUUCCCUUCUCUGGAACGAGAUGCUUUCAGUGGCCUUGCUUUGGCUAUCGUGAGGCCGAAACGAGGAGAGAAGGGCUCCAUCACGGUGACAGCUACUGCGGCAGGCUUGGAAGCUGGCAGCGUGGACAUCACAGCACAAUAG
This is a messenger RNA of Plenodomus lingam JN3, 2712 nucleotides long. RefSeq lists its product as uncharacterized. Gene Ontology annotation, biological process: carbohydrate metabolic process. The record is from RefSeq and is a predicted model, not a curated record. NCBI's taxonomy places the organism in Eukaryota, Fungi, Ascomycota, Dothideomycetes, Pleosporales, Leptosphaeriaceae. Gene Ontology annotation, molecular function: hydrolase activity, hydrolyzing O-glycosyl compounds.